This is a messenger RNA of Rubroshorea leprosula, 1043 nucleotides long. The record is from the annotation of a GenBank genome assembly. Lineage: Eukaryota; Viridiplantae; Streptophyta; Magnoliopsida; Malvales; Dipterocarpaceae.
CUGGCUGUCUUUUUUACUAAUAGUGGCCAUUAUUGAGCCACAACAGGAAAGUGAAGAAGAGAAUGUCAGGGUGAACUCAGUCAUGUUAGCCAAUGUGCUCGAUGUCUUGAGAUCGGAUCCGGCUUCACGGCUCACCCAUGUCACACUCCAAACUGGCACCAAACACUACAUGGGUCCAAUCUUUGAUCCGAACCAUUCUUGCCAUCUCAAAUCCCACGACCCACCUUUCCAUGAAGAUUUGCCCCGCUUACCAUACCCAAAUUUUUACUACGCCUUGGAAGACCUAGUUGCCUCAUACUCGCCUUCGUUUUCAUAUUCUGUGCAUCGUUCCUCAAUCAUAAUCGGCGCGUCUUCAAGAAGUGUUUACAACGCGCUACUUACACUCGCUGUUUAUGCAACAGUCUGUCGACACGAGGGCUUACCAUUUCGAUAUCCGGGUACCCGAUACACAUGGGAGCAUUUUUGUGACAUUUCAGAUGCGCGUGUGCUAGCGGAGCAACAAAUAUGGGCUGCAGUUACACCUCAUGCCAAGAAUCAAGCAUUUAAUUGCACAAAUGGUGAUGUAUUCACAUGGAAGAGCUUGUGGAAGGUGUUGUGCGAUGUAUUUGAGGUUGAAUUCGUGGCAUUUGAUGAGAAUGAGGAAUUUGAUUUUGUGGGGAUGAUGCAAGAGAAAGGAAAAAUAUGGGAUGAAAUUGUGGAGAAACAUGGGCUAUACAAGACCAAAUUGGAAGAUAUUACUUGUUCUGCUGCCCUUAACCAUGUGUUGCAUUUUGGGUUUCAACAUGUUUGUAGCAUGAACAAAAGUCGUGAGUAUGGAUUCUUUGGCUACGCAAAUACCCUCAAGAGUUUGGGGAUGUGGGUGGGUAGAUUGAGAAAAAUGAAUAUUAUUCCUUGAUUAAGUAUGAAGUUUUAUGUUUGGUGCUAAAUAAACUUAUACCCUCAAGAGUUUGGGGAUGUGGGUGGGUAGAUUGAGAAAAAUGAAUACUAUUCCUUGAUUAAGUAUGAAGUUCCUGUUUGAUGCUAAAUAAACUUCAUGUUUAUUA